AUGGAGCCCAGCAACAGAACCGCGGUCUCCGAGUUCGUCUUGAAGGGAUUUUCUGGCUACCCGACCCUCGAGCGGCUACUCUUUCCCCUGUGCUCAGUCAUGUACCUGGUGACCCUGCUGGGGAACACGGCCAUCGUGGCGGUGAGCGUGUUGGAUGCCCGCCUACACACGCCCAUGUACUUUUUCCUGGGUAACCUUUCCGUUUUGGACAUCUGCUACACAUCUACUUUCGUACCCCUGAUGCUGGUCCACCUCCUGUCCUCCCGGAAGACCAUCUCCUUUACUGGCUGUGCCAUCCAGAUGUGUCUGAGCCUCUCCACGGGCUCCACCGAGUGCCUGCUGCUGGCCGUCAUGGCCUAUGACCGAUACUUGGCCAUUUGCCAGCCACUCAGGUACCCCGUGCUCAUGAGCCACAGGCUCUGCCUGAUGCUGGCAGGAGCCUCCUGGGUGCUCUGCCUCUUCAAGUCAGUGACAGAGACGGUCAUCGCCAUGAGGCUGCCCUUCUGCGGCCACCACGUGAUCAGACACUUCACCUGUGAGAUCCUGGCUGUGCUGAAGCUGGCCUGUGGCGACACAUCAGUCAGCGACGCCUUCCUGCUGGUGGGGGCCAUCCUCCUGUUGCCUAUACCCCUGACCCUCAUCUGCCUGUCCUACAUGCUGAUCCUGGCCACCAUCCUGAGGGUGCCCUCAGCCACCGGGCGCAGCAAAGCCUUCUCCACCUGCUCGGCACACCUGGCUGUGGUCCUGCUUUUUUAUAGCACUAUCAUUUUCAUGUACAUGAAACCCAAGAGCAAGGAGGCCCGGAUCUCAGACCAGGUCUUUACAGUCCUCUACGCUGUGGUGACCCCCAUGCUGAACCCCAUUAUCUACAGCCUGAGGAACAAGGAGGUGAAGGAAGCGGCCAGGAAAGCCUGGGGCAGCAGAUGGGCCUGUAGGUGA
This is a messenger RNA of Mus pahari (shrew mouse), 939 nucleotides long. Its product is annotated as olfactory receptor 13J1-like. Lineage: Eukaryota; Metazoa; Chordata; Mammalia; Rodentia; Muridae. Gene Ontology annotation, cellular component: membrane. The transcript has a single exon. Gene Ontology annotation, biological process: G protein-coupled receptor signaling pathway. The record is from RefSeq and is a predicted model, not a curated record. Bases 1 to 939 code for a protein of 312 amino acids. Gene Ontology annotation, molecular function: G protein-coupled receptor activity; olfactory receptor activity.